UUGCCUCAUUUCGACACAAACGCUCCACCUGCAUCCCAGAUGGUUGUUCCCGCCGUUCCGGAAAGUGAAGCUAAUAGGAAUCGACAGAAGUCAAGCAGGUACAUCAUCCUUACCGAAAAGCCGAUAGGAAAGGGAUCUUUUGGUCAAGUUACGCGCGCAUAUGAUACGGUUGCCAAAGAAGAUGUGGCGAUAAAAAUCAUAAAGAACAAGAAGACCUUCUUUGAUCAAGCUCAAAUUGAGAUCAAACUAUUAGAGAUGAUGAGAGCUCAUGAUACUGAGCGGAAAUAUAACUUAACGAAGACACUCCUAUUUCUUUCAUCUCCCGAAUUGUCUAUCAUUCACUGCGAUCUCAAACCAGAAAAUGUCCUUCUUUGCAAUCCUAAACGUUCGAAGAUCAAUAUAAUUGAUUUCGGGUCUUCUUGCCAAAUUGGACAUCGCAUAUAUCAGUAUAUCCAGUCAAGGUUGGUUUCAAACAAUGUUUGUUUUUGCCUCUAUAGUAAUUUGAAAGUUGCCUAA
Molecule: messenger RNA, 516 nt
Organism: Strongylus vulgaris
Lineage: Eukaryota; Metazoa; Nematoda; Chromadorea; Rhabditida; Strongylidae
Source: the annotation of a GenBank genome assembly